Molecule: messenger RNA, 2534 nt
Organism: Astyanax mexicanus (Mexican tetra)
Lineage: Eukaryota; Metazoa; Chordata; Actinopteri; Characiformes; Acestrorhamphidae
Product: delta(3,5)-Delta(2,4)-dienoyl-CoA isomerase, mitochondrial
Exons: 10
Coding region: 1068-1994 (308 amino acids)
Cellular component (GO): mitochondrion
Molecular function (GO): delta(3,5)-delta(2,4)-dienoyl-CoA isomerase activity
Source: RefSeq, a predicted model, not a curated record
AUGAACAGAUUUAAUUUUACCUGUAAUCUGUCUACAUUCUAAUGAAUAAAACUAAAUGGAUAAAAAAUAAUUAAUAAAUUAAUAAAAAACACAUUUGAAGACAAUAUAGCCAAAAAUAAAAUAAUCUGAAAUAAACCUAUAAAUAAGCUAAAAUAAAAAAAAAACUCAAAUGAGCUUUUGAAUUUAGUUUUUUGUGAAGUUUAGAGGCUGUCAUAGCCAAAAUCAUAUGAAACCUACGAAAAGUAUUUUUGUUUCUUCAAUAUAAUAACAAAUAACCUUAUAGAUUUAAUCAAACCAACAAACCAUUAAAAAGAAAACUGUAAUCUUGACUUAAUUGGCUAGCCAAUAUUUACUAGCUAAUGAAUGAACUUGUUUUGGAAUAAUGAAAAAAAAGUGAUAGGUCUUUCAGAUGGAAUUAAAACAAUAAUAUAUAUACAGCUCUGGAAAAAAAUAAGAGACCAGUUUAGUUUCUGAAUCAGUUUCUCUAAUUUUGCUAUUUAUAGCUAUAUGUUUGAGUAAAAUGAACAUUGUUGUUUUAUUCUAUAAACAAUGGACAAUAUUUCUCCCAAAUUCCAAAUAAAAAUAUUGUCAUUUAGAGCUUUUUUUGCAGAAAAUGGCUGAAAUAACAAAAAAAUGCAGAGCUUUCAGACCCUUAAAUAAUGCAAAGAAAGAAAGUCCUCCACCAGUUUUACACACUGCUUUUGGAUAACUUUAUGCCACUCCUGGUGCAAAAAUUCAAGCAGUUCAGUUUGGUUUGAUGGCUUGUGAUCAUCCAUCUUCCUCUUGAUUAUAUUCCAGUUUUCAAAUUCGGUAAAAUUUUUAGAAACUAGUCAUUUUUAAUUUCCAGAGCUAUGUCGUGUGUGUGUGUGUGUGUGUGUGUGUAUUAAUAUAUACCAGUAUAAACCCCUCUCUGCUUUUGGUGGCGUUUACAGCCUAGUAACCGUAUUAGCUCUAGUGUGCGCGCACUAGGAUUGAAAGCUCGAAUCACUUUUAUAUAUCGUGUGAGAAGCUGUGUAAAGGACUGACCUCAGAGUGACUGGAAUAUCGUUACUGGACAGAGAGAGAAGAUGAGCUCUAUUAUCAGAUGUGCUCUGUUUGGGAGUAGGAGGCUGCAUCAUCCUGCACUGAACGCUGUUAGAGCCAUGUCUGCCUCUGGACCCACCCCACCUUUCACCACCCUGUCAAUCAGCCAACCAGCCACUCAUGUAACUCACGUGGAGCUGCACCGUCCCCAGAAAUACAACUCAAUGAACAAGGUCUUUUGGAGUGAAAUGGUUGAAUGCUUUAACCAGAUCGCAGAAGACCCAGAAUGCCGUGCGGUGGUCUUCUCAGCUGCUGGGAAGAUUUUUACAUCAGGUGUUGACAUUAUGGACAUGGAGGGUGAAAUCCUGAGCCCUGAUGGAGACGACACCGCCAGGAAAUCAUGGCAAAUUCGCCACAUUAUUAUCAAACACCAGAAGACUUUCUCAGUCAUUGAAAAGUGUCCAAAGCCUGUUGUGGUGGCAGUGCAAGGGCCAUGUAUUGGAGCAGGGGUAGACCUGAUUACAGCCUGUGAUAUUCGUCUCUGUACGAAGGAUGCUUGGUUUCAGGUGAAGGAGGUUGACGUCGGUUUGGCAGCAGAUGUAGGAACUCUGCAGCGUCUUCCAAGUGCGAUAGGCAGCCGCAGCCUGGUGAAUGAAUUAGCCCUGACUGCAAGAAAAAUGUUUUCAGAUGAAGCUAUGAGUUGUGGACUGGUCAGUCGUGUGCUUCCUGAUAAAGAGACGAUGUUAACAGCAGCGAUGGAGAUAGCAGGAGAGAUCGCAGCCCGGAGUCCUGUUGCUGUUCAAGGAACCAAAAUCAACCUGGUCUACUCCAGAGACCACAGUGUGUCUGAGAGUCUGGACUAUAUGGCUACAUGGAACAUGAGCAUGCUGCAGACUAACGACCUCAUGAAGUCAGCCCAGGCAGCCAUGGAGAAGAAAAAUCUCAAAGAUGUUCCCUUCUCCAACCUCUGAACUGAGAGGACACACACUGAGGGAGAAGAUCCAGUUCAUAUCUUCGCUGUCCAAUGAAAAACAGGCAUCUCCUGUUUUGUCGAUUUUUAGUUUAAUACAUAAUCUGAACACACAAACUGUCCUCUACAAUUUGUUAAACAUUUUUGAUGAAUGGACCAAUAGAAAUUCUCCAAAAUGACCUUCCAUUGAAAGUUAAUGGAACUGGUAAGCUGUUUUGGAGAUACAUGUUUCUCAUUGGACAGUGACAAUUUCACAGGGUCUGCAAAAACUGCCUGUUAAUUCAGCUCUGAUCUGAGUGGGUUUAGCACCAACAUUUAUUGAGUUUCCAUGUUAUUAAAAUCUUCAUCAUUCUAAUAACUUAUUCUUCACUAAUCAAUAAUGUUUGAUUUAACCUGGACUCAUUCAGCUAAAAGUCAUAUAUUUAGCCAUUGGAUACUGUGUGUGGGUGACCUGUAUAUGAAAGAGUGUAAAAGUGCUGUUUAUUUGUUGGUAUAUUAUUGUAUUUUCUGCAUUAAAUUGCUUAUAUUUAUAUACAUGUAA